UCAGAUUGGUGUCACUCCAAAAGCAAGCCCAACAACACCUACCAACAUGAGUUUCCCUUCCCCAAUCAGUGUAGGAAGUUCAUCAUUUGUUUCAGCCAGGAUUCUAAAUAAUCUUCCAGCAAGUUCUGCAAAAACAUCUUUAAGUGAAAAAUAAAUGGUGGAAAUUGCUAAGUCAACAACUGAUAAUGGGAAGAAAGUUACUGAGGAGGAUGAUAAGGUGAAGCAGAUUGAGAAGGUGGAUGCAGGAUUCAGUGAAGCAGGUAGAAAGAACGAAGAGAAGACGCCUUUUGAAGCCCAGCAUGCAGAAUCUAGCAAGGAGAAGGAAGAAAAGGACUUGUGAAGAGGUGAUUGAGCGUGAGGAGGAUGUGUGCGAUGAGGAUUGUGGUGGCACGAAAAUAGGAAUAGGGUAUUCAGGCGACAGUUAUACUACUGUUAACUGGUUCGCCUGGAACUGUGAGAAAUCAAACAAAACUUUAAAAUGUGUUGACUUAAAAUCUGCUUUUUGUGAUGAAAAAGUUGUGUGUGAACCUCCCAUGUUUGUUCCAGAAUUGAAACAAAACAGAUUCGGAAAAUUCCUUACCGAGGAAAUUCCAGAAUUUGUUCCAUCUCAUACAGGUAUGUCAGAGUCUGAUAAGGAGCCAAAUGAAGAAAGCAGCAGUGAAGACUCAAGCACCACAACUUCAGAAGGUGGCGAAGGAAGCUCAAGUAAGGAUCGUGAUUCGGAUUUUCAAUCAUAUCAAGAAUGGGAAAGCUCAAAUGACUCAGAAACUUCAGUAAAAGAUGCUGAUAAAAAGGUUGAAAACCUUGAACCAUCGGGUGUUCAAGAACCAACGACCCCAAAUGACUCUACAAGUCUUGAAAAUCAAGAUCCAUUGGAAAAAGACUUCCACAUUGAUGAUUGCACGAGUUCAGAUGAUGAAUCAAAGACAAAUGAGAAUCUUGGGGAGACAAAGAUUAAAAGAUCAUCUGAAGUUGUCAAACAUCACGUUUGUGAACAUGCUGAGUCAAGCUCAAAGCAAUCCCCACCCCUAGUUGCAUCACACGGAACUUCAAAGUCUCAAAAGCCAUUCAAGGCUUGUUUUAGGUGUGGAAAAGAAGGUCAUGUGCUCAAACAAUGCCCAGAACGACGCGAUCCAGACGGUAAAGACAACCAAUAUUACUUCUCUGGAUCAAAAGGUAAAAAUCACACAUCUUUGAAAGAUCGGAUGAAAAACUUUCAAUCCAAAUCUCCACAUGUGAAGCCGGUUUCACAUGAUUCAAAGAAGAAAAGGACCAACACAUCAAAACCUCAAUCUUUCCCUCCGGAUCUUAAACAAAAGAUUGUUUCAAACUUUAAAUCUUUUACAAACAAAAUUUUUAAACCAACACAAGUUUGGCGAGUCAAACAAGUGGUUGUAAAAGAAAUCAAUGAGGGAAAAGAUUUGGCAUAUCGGGAGGUUUAUUAUUUUGAUGAAAGGGGACAACCCAAGACUACGAUGGCUUGGGUUCCACUCUCUGACUGA
Molecule: messenger RNA, 1502 nt
Organism: Helianthus annuus (common sunflower)
Lineage: Eukaryota; Viridiplantae; Streptophyta; Magnoliopsida; Asterales; Asteraceae
Product: lisH domain-containing protein C1711.05-like
Exons: 2
Coding region: 240-1502 (420 amino acids)
Molecular function (GO): nucleic acid binding; zinc ion binding
Source: RefSeq, a predicted model, not a curated record